AUGUACAUCACCCUCUACUACAUAGUCACCCGGCUCCCUGACUCUCUUCGCGUAGUCAGGGACCACUUCCUCUCAGUCUGGCCCACCACUCUCACCGUUGACCUCCUCGAGAAGGCCCUCCUAGCGAUAGAGAAGAGCAUAGUCGCUGUAGGAGCCUCUCGUGGUGACCCUCGCACCCCCGUCUUCGAAGGUCGGUCGGCGCUGCGUCUGCCCCGAGCGGGAGACGCCACACCGGCAAGGGCAAGGGGGGCAAGGGUGCUGGAGGGGCUGGAGGGGGCGGUGGAGGUGGUGGUGGAGGCAGUGGAGGGAGUGGGGGUGGUCGUGGGAGUGGUGCCGGGGGUGGCGGCGGCGGCGGCAGCAAUGGAUGCGGCGAAGGCGGUUGAGGUGGCGGAGGGAGCGGAGGUGGCGGAGGUAGCGGAGGAGGUGGAGGUGGAGGAGGCGGCGGAGGUGGCGGCGGCGGCGGAGGCGGCGGUGGUGGUGCGGGUCGCGACCCUGCGCAGAGGAGUGGCGACGGUGGUGGUCAGCGCCAGCAGCAGCGGAGUGUGCACGGACCAAAACCCCCACCGCGCUGGCGCGCAGUGUACCACUCACAGAGCUGGUGAGGGGACAGGGUCACACCAGCUCUGUGAGAGUGGUGGGGCAAACUGA
This is a messenger RNA of Closterium sp. NIES-65, 648 nucleotides long. Lineage: Eukaryota; Viridiplantae; Streptophyta; Zygnematophyceae; Desmidiales; Closteriaceae. The record is from the annotation of a GenBank genome assembly.